Molecule: messenger RNA, 4691 nt
Organism: Labrus mixtus (cuckoo wrasse)
Lineage: Eukaryota; Metazoa; Chordata; Actinopteri; Labriformes; Labridae
Gene: zyg11
Product: zyg-11 family member, cell cycle regulator
Exons: 17
Coding region: 319-2553 (744 amino acids)
Cellular component (GO): Cul2-RING ubiquitin ligase complex
Molecular function (GO): protein binding
Source: RefSeq, a predicted model, not a curated record
GAGCUGACAGGUGAGAGCUGACAGAUACCUGUCCGAGGAGACGGCCCUUCGCAGUUGCUCAGUUUAUGUAAAGAUGACGUCAGCGGACACACUCCGACAUCUCUGCGCGCACAGUGACGUCACACCGCGGAGACAACAAGUGAGCUAGCUGCAGGCUAACGUUAGCUGUUUACCGAGAGUGUGUGUGUUCGCUGUCAAACAGGUGAGGCCGACACUCAGGAGAGCGAAGCUACCUACCACACGGCUAACGGGCUAACGCGCUAACCUGUGGAGGAGAAGAGUCCUGAACAUUAAACAGAGAGAGAGACGGCUUGCAGGAUGCUAAACAUGAUGUUCCAGGACGAGGCCUCCCCCCCGCCGCUGACAGACCUGUGUCUGACCUAUGUGAGUCAGAAUCUUGACCGGUUCUGUGUGAAAAGGCCUGACGGAUCGCUGUGCUUCAGAGAGGCCGUGCUCUUCCCUCAGGAGCUGGCAGACCAGCUGCUCGCCAAGAUGGCGUCUGAAGGUCUGCUCAAUGACAGCACCGUGGGUGUGUUUCGUACCUGUGAGUACCUGCGUCUGAGACGAGCGUGUGUGCGGACGGCUCGUAUCUCUGCUGAGGCCUUCCAGAAAGCUCUGUGUUCUCACCGGCUGCUGGAGUUGGACGCUGCCAGAGUCAACGCAGACCUCACCAUCCCCGACAUCCUGCAGGGCCUGGCUACCAACAAGUACUGCCAGGAGUCCCUGCAGAGACUUGUCCUCACAGGCCUCACCAUGUCAUCUCUGGAGGAGCCGAUCAGGCACCGGUUCAGCUCCCUGCAUGGCCUACGCUCGCUCUCUCUGGCUAACGUGGACUUCUACGACUCGGGACUGGUGGACGUGUGUUCUCUGCCUCGUCUGGAGAGUCUAGACCUGUCCAACACAUCAAUCACCAACCUGAGCCCCCUGCUGGGUCUGAAGGAGCGUCUGCGUUCGCUCACCCUGCACCAGCUCAAGAGGCUGGAGAUGAGCACAUCUCAGCUGCUGGGUGUCAUCGGGCAGCUGGACUCGCUGCAGCACCUGGACAUCAGUGAUGAUAAACAGUUCACCUCUGACGUGGCUCGUCAGCUUCUCAGUCAGCCGGGGAUUCUGCCGGCGCUCGUGUCUCUGGACGUGUCGGGGAGGAAACAGGUGACGGACGCAGCAGUCAGAGCAUUUGUGGAGGACAGACCGGGGAUGAGCUUUGUGGGUCUUUUGGCCACAGACGCUGGAUUUUCUGAUGUCCUGUCUGGAGAAGGAAACCUAAAGGUAACAGGAGAAGCCAAUGAGACGCAGAUCUGUGAGGCUCUGCGUCGAUACAGUGAGAGAGAAGGAUUCGUAAGAGAAGCUCUGUUUCACCUGUUCAGCAUGACGCACGUCAUGGAGACGCCACGAGCUGACAUCCUCAAGCUGGUGGUGCUGGGGAUGAAGAAUCAUCCGGCCACGCUGAACGUGCAGCUAGCAGCGAGUGCGUGUGUGUUUAAUCUGACAAAACAGGACCUGGCUGCAGGGAUGCCGGUCAGACUGCUGAGCUCUGUCACUCAGCUGCUGCUGGAGGCCAUGAGGACGUUCCCCAACCACCAGCAGCUGCAGAAGAACUGUCUGCUGUCUCUGUGCAGUGACCGUAUCCUGCAGGAGGUACCCUUCAACAGGUUUGAAGCAGCCAAACUGGUGAUGCAGUGGCUCUGUAACCAUGAAGACCAGAACAUGCAGAGGAUGGCCGUGGCCAUCAUCUCCAUACUGGCUGCAAAGCUGUCCACAGAGCAGACGGCUCAGCUGGGAGCAGAGCUGUUUAUCGUCAAGCAACUUCUUCAAAUCGUUCAUCAGAAGGCGACUCAGGGCGUGGUGGACGCCACGCUAAAGUUCACUCUGAGCGCGCUCUGGAACCUGACUGACGAGUCGCCGACAACCUGCAGACACUUCAUCGAGAACCAGGGCCUGGACCUAUUUAUCAAAGUCUUAGAGUCUUUCCCCAACGAGUCCUCAAUCCAGCAGAAGGUUCUGGGCCUGCUGAACAACAUAGCGGAGGUGGGGGAGCUGCACGUGGAGCUGAUGGUGCAGAGUUUCUUAGAUCACAUCAGCUCCCUCCUGCACAGUCAGGAGGUGGAGGUGAGCUACUUUGCAGCAGGGAUCCUGGCUCACCUGACAUCUCGAGGAAAGGACUCCUGGACACUGAGCCCUGAACUAAGAGCAUCUCUGCUCGAGCAGCUGCACGCUGUCAUCACUAAGUGGCCCCCUCCUGAUUGUGAGAUGGUGGCGUACAGGUCCUUUAACCCUUUCUUUCCCCUGCUCGAGUGUUUUCACACCCCAGGAGUUCAGCUGUGGGCAGCUUGGGCCAUGCAGCAUGUCUGCAGCAAGAACGCCGCGAGAUACUGCAGCAUGUUGCUGGAAGAGGGAGGUCUGCAGCAGCUGGAGCUGGUUCAUACACACCCACAGACACACAAAGACGUCCGUCUGCUGGCGGGGAGCAUCCUGGAGAGUCUGCAGCGCCACCAAGCACGCACUGGCCAGCACGCACACACACACUGCAGCCGCCACCUGCCGUCACCCCAGUGACAUCACAGAGAGAGCCUCUGCUGCAUCAGACUCAUCAUGCUGUAGAUCUGUCUGUCAGAGCAGGACGAACGCAGGACUCUUGUGUGUUCAUCAUGCACAUACACACUUUUAUCAAGAAUCUCUGAAAGAAGAAAGACUGAUUCUUUACACACACACUCACACACGCACACACACACACAAACUUUAUUUAUUUCUCUGUGGUUGUAUCAAAACAAAAAGUGUGUGUGAUAAGAACUGAUAUGAUCAGAAGAACUUUGGGUCAGUAAGUUUUUACCUGUUGGUUUUGGCACAACGAUGAUGAGGAUCAGCUGAUUAGAUAUAAACAAACUGUGUGCAGCCCCUUCCACUUUACUCAGCUGCUUCCUGUGUCAGCAGCUGUGUGUGAGUUGUCAGAAGUAGUGGUGUCAAGUCCUCACUAAACCCUACGUGUAAACUACUUAGGUUGUAUCUUGAGUUGGUUACCACGGAGACGUAAGGUUCAUCUGUUACUUGUAGAGCGUAAUGUCCAAACAAAAUAUUGUGUCAGAAAUUAGGUUUGAACUUAGCAGCAUGUUUCUUAAUGCAGUGUUUGUUCCAGUGUUUCCUCUCAUGUAUAAUUGCCUCUGAACAGACUAACGGCUGAAAAUAACUUCUGUUGACUGACAAUAAUCCACAAACUCAAAUGUUUGUCAUAUGUCAAAGCAUUAGGAUGAGGUGAUAACUAAAGCCUACAGACUUUCAAAUUGUCAAAUGACAACAGUGACAUCUAGUGUUAAAAUCUUGAAUUACAACAAAAGGUCAUUGAGCAGUCCUCUUAUUGGAUGGAUGACAUUAUCUGGGUCAUCAAACAUUUCUGAGGGAUGUAAUCCAUCAACGAAAACACACUGACACCAAACAGCCAGUAAAACUGUCUGCUACUCCUCCAAGUUCACCUUUACUAAACCAUCACCAUGACAACCGGACUUUAUGGAGGACAUCACACUUCCUAAGAGCUAGUUGUAAGAUUUAAGGUGCAACUUUCUGCCUGCACUAGAACUAUCUCAGAUGGUGAAACACCUCAAAUGUUCAUAGAGUGUAAACUCUGUCCUGAAUAAGAAAAUAUGUUCAAACUAGACUACGCUUUAACUCACAGAGCUGCUCACACACACACACACACACACACAGCUUGUUGUGAGGAGAUGCUGUCAUUAAGGAUGAAACAAAGUCAUAGGAAAAAAACUUGUAUGGUUAAAUGUAAACAUCCUCUGAAUACAGACAGAUGAUGCUGAGGUCCUCAUCAUUAUGGAUGUACUUUAUUACUGAGUCAUAGUGUGUUUGUCCGUUGUGUCAUAUCUUACACACAGGCAGCACUGCGCGUGUGUGUGUUUGUAGGUAGCUGCAUGUUAAAGAAUGUGUCAUCUGUACAUAAAGUGAAUAAUGUGUUUGUUUAGGAUGCAUGUAAAAAAAAACUCUAUUGUUUCUGAUAAAGAAGAGAGGAGGGCAGGGUGUAGUUGAUCAGCUAUACCUGUAUCAGAAACACCCGAUACAUUCUUAAUUGAAAUAUCAGGUAUAGCCCAUCCCUUUAUUCUGUAUGACGGUACAGGUUGUCAAAAUGUUUCAUACUUCGAUACUUUUGAUACCACCUGUUUUAAAAUGAUACAAUCUGUUUUAUGAUCUAGUAUCAGAAAGUCCUAAUAGUUUAAAACUACAUCUAUGAAUAAAACAGGUGUGUAGGAGAAAAACGAAAAAAAAGAAAACACCCGCACACUGUCUACAUUGCACAAAACAGUUGCAAAAAUUUCAGAAAAAAUUUAAUCUUUGCAAACGUGUGGGAUUAAGAUUAGCAAUUUUUGAUAAUUAAAACUUGUUUGUUACUGUGUUAGAGUCAUAUCAAAGUGUAACACUCUGGCAUGGUGACAGCAGGAAGAACAGGUGAGACAGGUAACAUGUCUGUUAGUGGAUGAAGAUGACAUCAGAGAUGAUCAGCAACUCUGAUGUCAUCACAGGGAAACAGCUCAGAUGGUUUCAUAGGAUGGAUCAUGUAGAGGAGCCCCCCUUAUGAUGGUGGUGAUGAUGAUGAUGAUGAUGAUGAUAAUGAAGACCAGUUAAUUCAGGCUGUGUGUGUGUCGUAUGCUGAGUGUGAUUAAAGUCCUGAAAUAAAGAAUGUACAUUCUGAUAAA